Molecule: messenger RNA, 1112 nt
Organism: Helianthus annuus (common sunflower)
Lineage: Eukaryota; Viridiplantae; Streptophyta; Magnoliopsida; Asterales; Asteraceae
Exons: 6
Coding region: 488-862 (124 amino acids)
Source: RefSeq, a predicted model, not a curated record
UUCUUUCAGUAAUUGUGUUUUAAUACUGGCACUUAUCGACUACCUUAUAAGAAUGGGUAAAGCUCUUCUUUUUGAUAUUUUUGAUGAGGUUUCAAUACAGGUAAAGCUUUUCUUGAAAUCAUACGAGUGGGGGGAUAACGAGAACACAGAUCAUCAAUCAACCAAUAAAAAACCCCUAUUUUCUUAUUCAAAUCACCCACAACACUGCAAAUUCAACAACUUUUUCAAAUCUUCUCAAUUGAUUCACACUAUGAGCAAUUCAAGACUCUAAAGAUCACCACUUUAACAACAAUCUCAAGAAACAGAGAUAUUCAGGUUCAUAGUUUCAUUUCCUCCUCUAUUGCCAUGGUCAGCCCCCUUAGUUUGCAAACGUCCGACGGUGGUACAAGCAGUCAUAUGUUCCUUAGUGAACUCCGUGAAGGGAGCACCGGACCUAUCAUGAUAAUGGUUUGUAGAAAAUGGGACGUGACAAGUUAAUGGCAGAUACAUGAGCACCGACUAUAUUGUCACUGACAUAAAGGUAGGUGUGAUGCAUUGCACCGCAAGGAAUAACAUUGCCCACUAUUUCUUUGACAAACUCAAAGAGGGCGGUGUAUAUUUGGUUAACUGUUUCGCCGUGCAACCUACAAAUCAGUAUCGGGUUCUUAAAGACAGCCCCUUUGUGAUUGGGUUGCAUGGUCCGACAACUGUGAAGCGGGUUGAUAAUGACGUCGGUCGUUUUGAACGCUACCCUUUCCUGCUUACGGCGUUUAAUAUUAAUAGUAAAACGCUCAACAUCGACUAUGCUCAUCGAUUCGGACGAGAUACCUGCGUUGCAGUCUUUCAAGGCGUCCAUCAGCCGUGUUGCCGUCGACGGUACUAGCGAGCCAAUUACCGAGGAUGUAGCCUGUGUUGGCACCCUAAGUGAGCUUUUAGACAAGGUGCGAGGCAACAAGACUAAAAAGAAGGCCUGCUUAUGCAGAUUCGGAUUCGGAAGAAACAGUUGACAGUGACCCACAUGAAAGGUAUACCGUCUGCACUUAGUGUUAGUAAUGAAAACCCGUACUACUUUUCGAUGCAUAUAUACGUAAACAUAGUAUACCAUUUUUAAUAGUUUUCUUUUCGUUAUUUCA